GAUCUUCCCAUGUAAGAAUUUACAGUAAAGAAAGAAGUCAGAAAAUAUGGAUAUACAUUACAUGACUUGAUCAUUAUAUAUUAUUACAGCAUUUUGAAUUACAAGUAUUGCCGAAUGUAGGAUUGGCCAAGAGGGAAGUAAAACGACUCUAUCAGUUGUCAUAAAAAACGAUAAGUUGCAGUAUUCGUCGGAAGAAGAUGUUUUUUAUGUGUAUCGCUUUCGGCAUUAUCACUGAAUCUGUUUUCUCUGUAAAUGCUCAAGCUACAGACAUAAGACUCGGCAAUGAAACGGGACUUGAGUUGAAGCCAUACGAAGGUCGUAUAGAAGUGUUUAUAGAUGGUGAAUGGGGAUCGAUUGGACGACAUGGAGUGGAUAACGUAACAGCAAAGAUUGUGUGUAAAAUUCUUGGAUACGGAUAUAUUGGUUUUCGAGUGGAAAGGUUCCAAUACACUGGCAGGCGAAGACUCUCACGGCUAAAGUGUGCUGGACAUGAGACUUCUAUAUUAGAAUGCCAGCAGGAAGUCGGUUCACCGCAUGGAGCGUUUGAUGCACCAGGGGUUCACUGUUUCGACCAUGUUUUUACCGAAGUUCGUCUGUCUGGUGGCAAAAAGGCUACAGAAGGAAUGGUUCAAGUGAAAAUGGAUGGCAGAUGGGGACGUGUGUGCAGUUAUGAUCAAUCAAGCGGCACCAUACCAGUCCCAACUGUGUUCUUAGCUAUUUGCCGGACACUUGGAUUUCAGAAUUACGAUUUGCAGAAUAGUUUUAAAGGUGCCGACUAUGAUGGAGUGGAAUUAAGCUGGUUAGAUUUACAUUACGUGUCUUGUACCGGGGAAGAAACACAUUUCAAUCAGUGCACAUUUGAAGAUGUCACGAUGUAUCAACCUAGAUGUUAUGUAAACCUGGUCAUAGGCUGCAUAACCACGCUAUCACAGUACUGCUCUUCCGACGAUAUUUGUGCAGGUGUCGACAAUGCAUUCUGUUUAGACAAUAAAUGUGCCUGUAAAGAAGGUUAUAUCCAAACUGGACCACGGCAAUGUUCAGCUGCAUUUACAUUUCGCCUUUUUAAAACAUCUGAAUUAUAUGAUGAAGGACUUGUUGAAGUGUAUACCAGUGGGAACUGGAGCUUAGUUAGCGGAGGCCAUUUAACUUUUAAUGAUGCAACCGCAAAAGUAUUGUGCCAAACACUUGGCUAUGGAUUUGUAGGUUUCAGCACUUGGAUGUAUUAUUACUCCGGACUUAAUUACACUGGGUAUUUGGCAUAUAAAGUUUUCCAAUGUGAUGGCUCGCCACCUGAUGCUACAGAGUGUUUCGAUAAUAUUUGGUACGAAAUGAGUUUAUCAGAUGGAACAUCAGUGACACGCUUACACUGCUACGGUAAUUUCUCUGUCCAUUUUCUGCCGAUUAUUUUAUGAAAUAUUAAUACAAUUCAGAAAGACGACUUUCAGAGUCUGGGUUAGCACAAUAAAGGUUAAUUUAUUUUAACUCAGAUAAUAAAAUCCUUCACAAUAGUUAAAUAAAGUGAUGAAAGAUAUGAGUUGAUAUGAUCUAAGAUAUAUUAAAAUAAAAAAAAAGAUGACUUGCUACGAGUUUUAUUUCAUAUUCUUUAUCAGGAAAAACAUUUAUUUUCCUAGAAAAUAGUGGUUUCUUUCGACAUUUCAAACCCGUUUGUACGAAAACAGACAUUUUAGACAAAUAAAGUUAUACAAAUGUAUUUUAGGAAAUUGGAUAAGAGCUUAUGCAUCAAAUACUUCUCUGUUUGGGAUUCAGAAUAGCUUGUGUGGUAACUGAUCACAAAUAUAUUUGAUAUUAAAGAAGUUUUUGCAAUGUUUAAAAUUUCAUAAUAUCUACAGUGGUUGGCAAGAAAGUGAGUCAUCAAAAAGGCCGCCAAGCAGGUGCUUGUUUUGUCAAACACGAAUUAAACUGUUAAGACUUUCUCACAAAACAAUUACCUAGACAAGUCAAAUGGUUUAUCGCGGCCAGAAAUUUGUACAAACCGGACAGAAGUUGCGAAAUUGUCAUUUGUGCAGGAAUGAAGCGUUUACCAUAAUGUCCAGUACUGGACAGGUAUAGUGACCAUGCACGGACACAGCCAAUUUUCUCAGAGGGGGCCGAUCCCCUGCCCCC
Molecule: messenger RNA, 2124 nt
Organism: Mercenaria mercenaria
Lineage: Eukaryota; Metazoa; Mollusca; Bivalvia; Venerida; Veneridae
Product: neurotrypsin-like
Exons: 9
Coding region: 198-1412 (404 amino acids)
Cellular component (GO): membrane
Source: RefSeq, a predicted model, not a curated record